Molecule: messenger RNA, 2500 nt
Organism: Epinephelus lanceolatus (giant grouper)
Lineage: Eukaryota; Metazoa; Chordata; Actinopteri; Perciformes; Serranidae
Source: RefSeq, a predicted model, not a curated record
CUUGGAAGGAGAUGAGAGGUGGUAAGAGAGAAUAUUAUCUCGCUGUUUGGCUUUUUUAACACUCUGUGAUUGUAGUGAUUAUUCUGUAUAUCCUACCUGGCUCACCAUUAAAAUAACAGUUUGUCUUAACACACAGCUUUUGAGGAAUGUGUACCAUGUUUUCUAUACGCUUGCCAAGUAGGGCAGUAACUUUAGACGUGUGACGUGUUGGAAAAACCUGUCAAACUGUUACUUUCAGCCCUCCUUCCUUACAGUAUGUUAUAAAUCGUUUGUCUCUGAUGUCUAAUUGCAUAGUAAAAGCUGCCAGCAGGCAAAGGGACAAAGUGCAUUUAGAUGUCGGAGGUCGCCCCUCGAUAGAGCUUGAUGGGUUUUCUUAACCCUUCAAUGAUGGAGGUCAGUUAUUGCGCUCAUAAAGCUGUCUGGUGAACUGCCUUAUAGGGUCAUUCUCGGCGGAGACUCGCCAGCUUGUCGCUGCCAUGUUUGGGUCUCACCCAACUCUCACUAAUGCUGCAGUAACUUCAUCUUUCCACCUCUAGUGCACCCUCCAUCCGCCCUUCCUCUCCUCCCUCUCCAGUCUUUGUAUCUCAGGUGUGUGUUUGUCCUGUGAGCAGUGAUGGGGGACUGGAGUCUCCUGGGAAAUUUCCUAGAGGAGGUCCAGGAACACUCCACCUCAGUCGGGAAGGUCUGGCUCACUGUCCUCUUCAUCUUCCGCAUCCUGGUGCUGGGCACAGCAGCCGAGUCCUCGUGGGGCGACGAGCAGAGCGACUUCCUGUGCGACACUCAGCAACCCGGUUGCACCAACGUUUGUUAUGAUAGCGCCUUCCCCAUCGCCCACAUCCGCUACUGGGUGCUGCAGAUCGUUUUUGUCUCCACGCCAUCCCUCAUCUACAUGGGCCAUGCCAUGCACAUUGUGCGCAGGGAGGAGAAGCUGCGCAAGAAGGAGCAGGAGGAGAGGGAGGAGAGAGGGGAAGGCGGAGGAGACCUGGAGGAGGAGAAGGAGUACCUCCAGCAGAAGGAGAGUGGAAAAACAAUGACGUCUGAUGGGACUGGCCGUGUUCGCCUAAAAGGAGCGCUGCUGCAGACUUAUAUCCUGAGCAUCCUGAUCCGCACAGUGAUGGAGGUGACAUUUAUUGUGGUGCAGUACAUGAUCUAUGGGGUGUUCCUCAGGGCCUUGUACCUGUGCAAGGCCUGGCCCUGCCCCAACCCUGUCAACUGCUACAUGUCCCGACCCACAGAAAAGAACGUCUUCAUCAUCUUCAUGCUGGUGGUGGCCGGUGUGUCUCUGCUGCUGUCUGUGUUGGAGCUCUACCACCUUGGUUGGAAGAGCGCCAGGAAGUGUCGCCAAAAGAUGAUGCAGAAGAGCAAACACAGAGCUGUGACUGUGGCCGUGUCCACAGACUUGGAGCCAAACAGCCCACCUCGGCCCUCGGCCUCCUGCACCCCACCCCCUGACUUCAGCCAGUGCCUGGCAGCCCCGAGCUCCAUGAACCCCAUGACCUCUAUGGCCUCUCAUCCCUUCAACAACAGGAUGGCGCUGCAGCAGAACUCUGUCAACUUGGCCACCGAGCGGCAUCACAGCUGCGACAACCUAGAGGACGAGGAAGACUUCUUGAGGAUGAGAUACGACCAAGCGCCCACAGAGCUGCCCAACAGCUGCUCCCCGUCACCUCUGCUGCACUCCGGCUACAUGAAGGACAAACGCCGCCUGAGCAAGACCAGCGGGAGCAGCAGCCGGGCUCGCCAGGAUGACCUGGCAGUAUAGACUCACAACCAGAAAGAGUAGCUGGCGAGGGGAGACGAGGAGGAACUGAACCUUCAGGACCAACAGUAGGAACAGAAAGAUCAGUUUAGGAAGAAGUUGAAGCGGUCAGAAUGUGAGCCAAGAUAAUUAUGCAAACUCUGGCACUGAAGCUUGACACAUAACUACAGAGGAUGAACUAAAUGAGACACUGAGAUGUGUGAGUGGACCACGUAAGCUUGACAUGCAUGAGCUCUGUGAGCAGAUAGUGUUUGUGAACCAAUCUGUCCGCCGAGCUCAAAAAACCAAACUGCAAAAGAAAAAUAAUUUUGAAAUGAGAACAGGGUAACAGGUGUGACACCUGGCUAUUGCACAUUUUAUGUUAGAGUUGAACCGUUAAAGCCAAAAACUAAGAGAGAUGAAGAGAUUAUUAAGUGAGAAUGACAUGAUGCUUUAUUUGAGAUGAUUCAGAGAAAAAACAUUUCAUUAGAAACCAAAAUAUGAAACACGUCUAACUAUUCAAUUAAUUGGAUUAAUCAUAUGAUCAGGUUGUGACUAUAGCAGAACCAACUGUUUUCUCUUUCCUGCUGCAAAAAAAAUAGAGAUGCAUCUAGAGAAACCAAGAACUUAAAGGUACAGUGAGUAGGAUUUAGUGGCAUCUAGUGGUGAAAACUGCAGAUUGCAGUCAGAUAAAAAUUUUGCACACUGAGGGCCAAAUUCACAAAAGGAUUGCGUGGCUUUUGCGGCCGCUAAACCGGUAAA